Messenger RNA from Prorocentrum cordatum, 1084 nucleotides. The record is from the annotation of a GenBank genome assembly. NCBI's taxonomy places the organism in Eukaryota, Dinophyceae, Prorocentrales, Prorocentraceae.
CCGAUGAAGCUGAUGGGGCGGGCGAGCGGUUGCAACAGCCGAUGGAACCGAUUUGGCUGGCGUGUGGCCGUCAGAGCUGGCUACUCGGCAGUGCGAAUGGGUCACAUGCGGUUCCUCUUCUUUCUCCCUUGUUGUCCGUAGUCGUUUGUCUCAAGACAUCGUGUACUUUCCGCGUGCUCCAGGCCACUCGCAGGCGAUACCAUGAAGCUCGGGGGCGAUGAGCAGUCAAGACCACCUCGCUUGGCCGUACUUGGGAGCCGCGAGUGGUGGAUGGGUUCACACGUGCGGCUCUGCAGUGAGGUGGGCCGUGGUUUGGCACGCCGCUUUCAGUGUCUGGAGUUGGUCACAAAUGGCAUGGAGGCCGUUCAGGCGGUAGUUGCCACGGCAUUCUUGCGAGAAGCCGUGGUGCUCGGCCGCGCAGGCCGUGGUGCCCUGUCUGUGAGGUACAUCACGCCCAGCAAUGUGCCAGGUGCUCAGGCUCCGAUCCUGCCAGAGGGUGUGGCGGAGGAUGCUGUGGUGCGCACCGUUGCUGGUGCCACCCACGCAGAGGCCAGGAUGGCCCUGGCAGAAGCGGCCGACGCGUGCCUUCUUAUAUCGGGCGGCCCCGGCUCCGCCAGCGUCGCCGAGCGCGCUUUAUCCGCGGGCCGGCCGGUGCUGUGCGUGCCGCUCACGGGCGGCGCUGCUGCUGGUGGCUUCUGGUUGCCGGCGGAUUUGCGCUCGGCACCGGCAUGGCUCCAGAGGCACCCUGCGGGGCCGGCCCUCUGGGCAGCCUUGAGUGGAGCAGAGGCCACCGCUCGGAAGGGCGAUGCGGCUGCGAGCGCUGCCGUCGAGGCCCUCGUGCUGGUGCCCUCCCUUGCGGGCUCUCCCGUCCUGAGCGCCUCAGCCAAGCUCUGAGCCCUUGCCUUCCACCUUUUGUCCUCCUUCUCCUGCUCGACUGUUUUAUCCUCUCGGCUUUUCGCUAUUAUUGGAUAUUCCGAUCGUCUCUGCUUCAGCAUUAGCAUUGCGAUUUCCAAAUGAAAGCGAGGGAAGGGGACGAUGGGGGGAGGAGGGUCCACUUCGGAUCUAGCGGUCGAACGACGGUUCG